CAAAUGGGCCUUGGCGUGGACACCUCACACUUCAAUUCGCCGCAUAUGUGCAUCAUUGUCAACAACCGCGACCACACCGCGACAACAGCAUCCACGCCGUCGACAGGCGGCUGGCGGCGACCGCUGGCACCGCCCAUGCUAAAGCCGCUUUUGCCACAACCGUCGACACCCACCUCGUCGUCGUCGUCGUCGUCGUCGCCGCUGCUGCCAUCAUUGCAUCUGCUUCAACAGUUUGGCAAGUUUGCGCCACUGCCACGUCUCGUGCGCAGCAUCUCGAUGCAGAUCCCGCCCCUUGCCAGCAUUGACCGACAGAUCUCGUGCCCCGUCACGACGACCACCACCACAGAACUCAAGCCGCUCUCCAAGAAGCGCAAGAUGACCAUGGACGACAUUACAAGUACGCUCGAGUCGCCGCCGUUCAAGAAGGAGCGUCGGGAUGUCCCGCCGACACCGACACCGGCGCCGCUUGCGCCUCCGACCAAGCCGUCGCGUGCCAAUGCCCGGCAACCAUCGACGAUUGCGCGCCUCAAGACUGGCAAAGACGUCUGCGUUGUGCUCACGGCCGCUGGCGUCGUCGACUGGCAGGCCACGUAUUAUAUGUACGGCUUUGACAAGAACUCGGUGUUUUACUCGCUCAUGCCGCUCCGGAAGCUCCACGAGCCGUGGUCCAUUGCCGAGACGCGCUACUGCGUCGAGCUCGUGCGACUGCUGCAGGCGGGCCACAUGCGUGUGCCGCAAGGGCGCAUGAUGGACACGUACAUUGCCGAGAAGCUGCACUGCGAGGGCCUCCGCGUCUCCAAGAAGCUGCGUGCGAUCAAGAAGCGGGACCACGCGGCCAUGGGCAAGUUUGUGGGCAUGUCGCCGACCCAAGUCACGAUUCUCAAAGAUUGCAAAGUGGACUUUCUCAAGGGUCUGCAGUCCGAGAUCGACGCCAUCAUGGAGAAGGAGCACCUCGACCAGAGCUGGGUCGUCACGGUCAAGCACCCCGUGCACGCGCAGCAGCACCACGCGUCACCCUCGUCGUCGUCGUUGUCGUCAACCUAGUUCUCGCACAAUAAAACGCAAAAAAGAGAAAAAACGCAAAAUUUCGAAGCCGUGUUUUUAUUUCGCGC
Molecule: messenger RNA, 1112 nt
Organism: Saprolegnia diclina VS20
Lineage: Eukaryota; Oomycota; Saprolegniomycetes; Saprolegniales; Saprolegniaceae
Exons: 3
Coding region: 4-1044 (346 amino acids)
Source: RefSeq, a predicted model, not a curated record